This is a messenger RNA of Linepithema humile (Argentine ant), 2905 nucleotides long. RefSeq names its product protein arginine N-methyltransferase 5 (gene csul). The record is from RefSeq and is a predicted model, not a curated record. NCBI's taxonomy places the organism in Eukaryota, Metazoa, Arthropoda, Insecta, Hymenoptera, Formicidae. Gene Ontology annotation, biological process: peptidyl-arginine N-methylation; regulation of DNA-templated transcription. Gene Ontology annotation, cellular component: cytosol; nucleus.
GUUGUAGUACUAGAUGAGCCUCUCAAAGCUUUUUUUCUCUUUCUAAAUUUUACGAACGCCAUGAGCAGUCUAUACUUACUACGUCUGUGUUCACUAUUAUUGCCGGCUUUGAUUCUAUAGGUUAUGUGAUAUGACGUACAUGAGGAGUUGAUAUCACAUUUAUCGUAUAAAUUAACUGUAAAUAUUUCUAAAAGAAAAUAUAUUUAAUUAUUUGUCAUAAUGACAAAUCAACGACCAAUUUCUUGUGGAUUGGAUUUUUGCUGUGCUGUAAAUCUACUUGAUUGUUUAGCAUACGCGACCAAUUUGAAGUAUCAUUUUGUGUGCGCUCCUUUGGUUCAUCCUUUAUUCAAAAGAGAAUUUAUCUCUGGCCCUGCAAAAAGUCGUGCAGGUCCAUUUACUAGACCUGAUUUAAUUUUAAAUAGUUCAGAUUGGAAUAACUUAAUAAUUGGCAAAUUUUCACCAUUUAUCAAUGUGGAUUCAUCUAAUUCAAUUAUUAGAAAAAAUAGCGAAGAAACUUUAAAUCAAGAAUUAAGCCUAGCUAGUCAUUUUGGCUUAUCAGGAAUAACUUUCAAAUUAAAACAUGGGACAGACAAAAAUAUCAAUCUUGCAAGAAUCAUUUCUGAUAAAAUAACAAAUAACAAUUGCACUUUUCAGGUGUGGGUACAAGUUCCUAUGGAAAAUCCAAUUAGACAAACCUAUUCUUAUAGAACAGAGGAUUGUCUAGUAGAAGAGAAUCCAUGGGAAUGGUGGAAUUCGUUUAGAGUAAUAUGUGAUUACAAUAAAAAAUUAGGAGUUGCGUUAAUUGUUAGCCAGGAUUUGCCUGAACAGGAAGAGAUUGAUAGAUGGCUUGGAGAACCAGUGAGAUGCUUAAUACUCCCGACAACAAUAUUUUUAACUAAUAAAAAAGGAUAUCCGGUAUUAAGUAAAGCACAUCAAACCAUAGUAAAAAAAUUUGCUACAUUAGAAGUACAAUUUAUUUUAACAGGCGUGACACGUUACCAAACUAUUGGCUAUUAUCAUAAUUAUCUUGAUUAUUUAUGGAAGGGAUGUCAAACUAAUGGAACAGUGGAAAGAUUCGCUCGAGGUUAUGAGGACUAUCUGCAAUGUCCACUGCAACCUCUAAUGGAUAAUCUCGAAUCACAAACUUAUGAAAUAUUCGAGAAGGAUCCUGUAAAGUAUCGAGAGUAUCAAAAUGCUAUAUAUGCAGCUAUUAAAGCAACUAUACCUAAAAUGGAGGAAAAGGAAAGAAAAAUAAUCAUUAUGGUAGUUGGUGCUGGAAGAGGGCCGCUUGUAAACUCAUCUCUAAAUGCUGCCAAAAUGGCCAACCAGGAAAUAAAAGUAUAUGCAGUGGAGAAGAAUCCUAAUGCCGUGAUAACCUUGCAGGCUCUUCAGAGAGAAAUAUGGAAAGACAAAGUUACAGUAGUAUCAUCUGAUAUGAGAGACUGGAAUCCACCAGAAGAGGCAGAUAUUAUUGUUUCUGAAUUACUCGGGUCCUUUGGCGACAAUGAACUGUCGCCAGAAUGUUUAGAUAACGUAAUGAAGUUCUUAAAAGAAGACGGAAUUAAUAUACCGCAAUCAUAUACUUCAUAUAUCGCUCCUAUACAGUCUUCUAAACUGUAUAAUGAAGUGAGACAACUUAGAGAUAAAGAUAAACAUAUGUUAGCUCACUUCGAAACUCCGUAUGUGGUACAUUUUCAAAAUAAAUAUGACAUAGCAAACCCAAAACCACUUUUUACAUUCAAACAUCCGAAUACAGAUACCGUCACUGAUAAUUCGAGAUAUGAAACAAAAACCUUUUUAGUGGAUCAAAACUGCGUAUUACAUGGAUUUUCGGGAUAUUUUACAACAAUUCUAUAUGAAAAUAUUACAUUGAGCAUAGAACCUAGUACAUAUAGCCCAGAUAUGUUCAGCUGGUUUCCAAUCUUCUUUCCACUUAAGGAACCAAUACAAUUGAAGGCAGGAGAUGAAAUAAGAGUUCAUUUUUGGCGUAGAUGUAAUUCUAAAAAAGUGUGGUAUGAAUGGUGCCUCAGUAAGCCCAUACCGAUUUCAAUCCACAAUUCAACUGGACGUUCUUCCACUAUCGGAUUAUAACGUGACUAGUUUUAUUCUAUUCAUGUAAGAAAUUUUUGACAACACAAUGGUGUAAUUAUCAAAUUUAGACUCUAUAAUUCAAUUUUUAUAGAAAAUAUUUUUACUAAAGAACAUCUUUAGGCAGCAUUACAUAUAAAUGCAUUUUUAUAUUAGUUUUAUUUGUGAUAAGUAAAGUUGCCUAAUGUGACAAAAAUCUAGCAUUAAUGUAAAAUCAAUUAAUAACAAUCAAUAACAAAAAUUUAUAUAACCUUAAUACCAUAUAAACUAGUAUAAAUUUUUUUAUUCAUGAUGAAUAAUGUGAAAAACAUUUCUAUGACAAUUUAUUAAUUUCUUUAUUUGCAUUUUGGAUUUUCUUUUUUUUUUAUUUUAUUUUUUUUUUGUUGCUUGAAUAUAUUCAGCAAUAUCAAGAAAAACGAUAAAAAAUAAUAAAGAAAUACAUAAGUAAAAGAUGUUUGUGUAAAAGAUACAAUAUAUAUGAAUAUUUCCUUGAAUGCACAUAGGUUUUUUAUACAUAGAUACUCGAAUAUAUAUAUAAUUAUAUAUAUAUAUAUAUAUGUGUGUGUGUGUGUGUAUGCGUGACACUGAUCUCUUAGGUCAUUGAUAUGGUAGAAUUUCAUAACAUACAUUACGAGAUAUUUCAAAGUAUACUGAUAUUAUCGCCUUAAACUCACGUGAUUGAAUGCACGGUUCGGAUAACAUUGUAUAAAUGUUCUACAUAUUGUAACAUAUUUCAUCAUUAUCCAUACAAUAUAAUUUCAAAUGUGCAUAUGUAUGUAUGUAUGUUUAAUGUUUAUAAAUUCUGUUUGAUUCAAUC